UUUAUUCUGGCUGUUUUCCGCGACCCGCUUGAAUAGCCAUGUGUUGCGCUAGCAGCGCCUCAGAAUCACUUGCUCCUGCAACAUGUACCACAAGACACGCGCGCAAACCGCUCUAAACAGCAUCCCCCAACUAUAAAACAACUCCGAAAUCACGAUGGCCGUGAUGGCGAACCACAAACUUUGGAGAGCCGUGGAUUAUUUUGGAGCGCUUCUUUUGUCACUGGAUGAGCAGCACCGGGUGACAGACAGACUCAUGGCAUCUUAAGUGAAGUGAGCAGUAAUGGAUUCGCUCUACAUCGCCAUUGAGCUGGUGAUCGCGGUGCUGUCCAUCGCCGGUAAUGUGCUGGUGUGCUGGGCAGUGGCCAUCAACUCUACGCUCAAGAACGCCACCAAUUACUUUCUGGUGUCGCUGGCCGUGGCUGACAUUCUGGUCGGCUGCCUUGCCAUCCCCUUUGCCAUCACUAUAAGCAUCGGUCUGUGGUCAGACUUUUACGGAUGCCUUUUCCUGGCCUGUUUCGUUCUGGUACUGACUCAAAGUUCAAUAUUUAGUCUUCUAGCGGUUGCCAUAGACAGAUAUCUGGCGGUCAAAAUCCCCCUGAGGUAUAGGGAGCUGGUCACAGGUAAAAGGGCGAGAGAGAUCAUCACCAUUUUAUGGAUUCUAUCCUUCAUCAUUGGACUAAUUCCCUUUGUGGGCUGGAACCGUAAAGAUUUGGCCUGCUCCAGAAACAAGAGCGGCUCUCUACAGACUAGCAACAGCAGCGAUGACGAUGCUGCGGAGACGGAAACAGGCUUUUUGCAAAGCUGCUACCUUGAGUGUUUCUUCGAGAAAGUGGUGGACAUGAGUUACAUGGUCUACUUCAACUUCUUUGGUUGCGUUCUGCCGCCUCUCCUCAUCAUGCUGGGAAUCUAUGCCAAGAUCUUCACAGUGGCUCGCAAACAGCUCCGUCAGAUCGAGUUGAAGUGCAGCGUGAGCAAUGGCGAGAAUCAACAUCACGGUCUGCUGCAGCGGGAGAUCCGUGCCGCCAAAUCGCUGUCCAUCAUCGUGGGUUUGUUCGCUCUCUGUUGGCUGCCCGUGCACAUCUUAAACUGCCUCACGCUCUUUUAUAGUGAGCUGAAAAAGCCCAGCUUCAUCAUGAACAUUGCCAUUAUCCUGUCGCACGCCAACUCCGCCGUCAAUCCCAUCAUCUAUGCGUACCGCAUUCGGGAGUUCAGAGUCACUUUUAGGAAGAUUCUGAACAGGCAUAUUCUUUGCCAACGGGACGAGUUGUAUCGCAGCUCCAAUGGAAGCAGCAGUAACAGAGACCAGAUCACAAUGACUAUUGACCCUCUGCUAUAGACGCCGGUGUCAGAUAUAUGAGAGAAAUGUUUACAGAACAAAAGACCUGCAAACAGCAUAAUCAUGUAUUGAGACGGUGACUUCAUGUACAGAGGGGAAAUAAGUAUUGAACAUGCACCAUUUUUCUCAGAAGACACCGGAUGUUAGUAAUAAUUCGUAAAAUAAUCAAUAUAUGCAAAGAAAUCCAAAUUAAUAAAGUUAUGUGUAAGAAUAUGAAAUGACACAGGAAAAAAGUAUUAAACAUGUGAAGAAAGGGAGGUGUAGAAAGGCAUGGAAAGCCCAGACAGCAGCUCUCGUUUUUUUAACAACCUUCUGCUUUUUGUCAGUGUAUAUUAAUAAUAGCUGCUUUAGUCUAACAUCUAUGAAACCAGGGUGGAUAUUUCAGCAAGGUAAUGAUCCAAAACACAGCCAAGGAAACUCAAUUGGUUUCAGAGAAUGAAAAAUUGCGCUUUAGAAUGGGCUAGCCAAUCACCUGACUCAAAUCCAAUUGAAAAUACAAAAUAAAGAUUUGAUAGAAUCAGACAGAACCAUCAAAAUGUUUACAAAAACUCACAACUGAGCAAUGUAUGUGACUUCAUUCUCCAUAUGAGAGUAGUCUUUAAGCUGCCAUCAAAAAAAAGCCUUUUUAGAAAAAAAGCCUUUAUAGAAAAAAUGAAAUACGUUUCAGUAGUUCAGUACUUUUUUCGUUGUGUCAUUCCAGUGUUAUCACACAUAAAUAUUUAUUGGUUUUAUUUUUAUGCUUGUAUUGUUGUUUUGUUUUUUAAUCAUAAUUUGGCUUAACUCCAUGUCAACAGCUUCAUUAGAAAUAUUAUUCCUAGGAAAAAAAAAACUUGACUUGUUCAAUAUUUACUUCCCCCACUGUAUAUGCCACUAUCCUAAAGAUCCCAUGUGACAUUGUGGACACAUUGUCAGGAUUCAACUGUGAAAAAAUAGAUGCUAUUAAACUGUGGAAAUAUUUAUAAUUAACUUUUAAAAGCACUAACAGGCUUGAGGCUUGUAGUACACACCGAGACAGUUUUCGCUUGCACUAAUCAUCAGCGUUUUGAUACUUCAUCAGCGUUUUGAUACUUUUUUUUCACACCAAAACCCCUCCCUAAUAUUAAAUGGAACGUAAUGAACUUGCAAGUCAUGAAGGAAAAAUGAAAUUAAACUCAUCGUUGAAUCCUAUUUGAUCUAUUUGGAUCACAUUGGCACCCUUUGAUUAGUCAGGAGGGGUUAAACCUCGGUGAAAAGCUUCCUGGUGUGUACGAGCCUUUAAACAGCAACCUUAGGUCAAACUAAAAGCUUAAAAAGCUGAAAGCUAAGAGUGUUCAGGUGAAGUGUUGAACCAUGAAUUGAACCAUAUAUACAAGAAGAUCCUCUUGAACAAUAAAACAGUAAUUACGGG
This is a messenger RNA of Danio rerio (zebrafish), 2723 nucleotides long. The record is from RefSeq and is a predicted model, not a curated record. NCBI's taxonomy places the organism in Eukaryota, Metazoa, Chordata, Actinopteri, Cypriniformes, Danionidae.